AGGUCAUGGUCAAAACUACAUUUCUUCAGAAAAAUGCAGAAGUAACAAGAACAAGAAUGGCGGGUAUUUGACGGCACUGACUUUGUAUUUAGUGGACAAUGGAGGAUACAGAGAUCGAAGUUGAGAAUAGGGUGCAAUUACAUGAGAAAUGUGGUUCAAAAGAAGAACCAGUUUGCCCAGUGGAAUGUGCUGUUUGUCUUCAACCUUGUAUCCAUCCUGUCCAGUUGCCCUGUAAACACAUUUUCUGCUUCCUUUGUGUCAAAGGAGCUGCUCACCGAAGCAAGAGAUGUGCUUUGUGUCGUCAGGAUAUAGAGUCAGAAUUCUUUGAUAAUCCAACACUGUUACGGUAUGAAGAUUUAGAACAGACCAAAAAAUAUGACAAUCAGUACCAGUGGUUUUAUCAAGGUGGAAAUGGUUGGUGGCAAUAUGAUGAUAGAACAAGUCAAGAAUUGGAAUCCAAACACAAAAAUGGAGAAAAGGUUUUUGAAAUCUUAAUUGCAGGAUUCCUUUACAUAAUUGACUUUGAGAAUAUGGUACAGGUGAGACGCAAUGACAGAUCAAGGAAAAGGAAAAUUCGUCGCGAUCUUGUAUCUAUUCCUGGGGUUAAGGGUGUCGCAGGAUUGAAAUAUUCAAAGUCUGCCUCCCCCUCCCAUGGUAGACCUGUCGGAGAUGGCAACGAGCAGUCUCAUCAAACCAAUCCUGGUAAUCCUAACCAAAAUCAAACAUCCAGAACUUUGACUCAAAAUCGUCAACCCCGCAUUUCUCAUGGUCAGCCCUCUGUGCCCCGCACCCCCAGUAACACCCCACAGACCCCUAAUACUCCUGUAGACAGUCCACCCAGCAGUGUUCAGUCCUCCCAACAAGAUCUCACCAGUCAGCUACAAAAUCUUAACCUGCAAAGUGAUGACUCUGACACGAAUGAUGUGGCAAUGGUGAGGCAUGUCCCAACAGGAAGUAAUGAAAAUAGCCCUCCGUCGUCUAGAACCCGGAGUCAUGACACAGUCCGUCCAACAAACCCAAGGAGUAAUAGGAGCGAUCAGAAUGAACAGUACAGUGAUUCUGAUUCCAGUGAUGAAGAUAUUGUGUGAAACCUUAGAAUUCAUGUUGUGAGUUAGUGGAAGAUAUAUAUUGUAAACUUUGCCAUAAUAGGAAAAAAAAAAAAGGUAAUAUUUUCUCGUUUUCGGGGAAAAUUAAUUACCUGUAUUAUUCAUUUUGUAGACUGUGGUUCACUAAAUAGUUGCAAUAGAAAAUACUUUGUAGACAAAAUAUUGAUCUUUAUGUUGAUCUAUAAGAAGCCUUAUCAGUCACAGUGUUUUGUUGGUACAUGUAUUAUACAGUAGCAUAUAGAGAAGUUCUUUAGAUAUUUUGUAGAUUUAUUUCUUUAGUUUACCAUUCCAUCAUUAGCAUUGGAAAUCUCUUUGAUUUGAUUUUCCUAAAUUAAAACAAUUUUUUUUAAUAGUUUUGUAAAUCAUGGUUUAUUAGGGCAUAUUUAUUUGUACCGAAUUUCAUGUCUCAGUAUUGUUACACCUAUUUAUAUUGACAUGAAAGUUUGAGCAAACCCUAUACCAUUAAUUUAUUGUUAUUUUUUGUUCCUACACCUGCAUGCAACUAGAGCUCUUGUUUAAGUUUUGUUUGGCUGAAAUUGUGUACAUAUAUAUUGCAUCUGCAAUCGUUUAAGUCACCAGUACCAUUAAUUACAGGGGCAUUUUUAAAAAAGAUUAUAUCAGAAUUUCUUUUAACUGUACAAUUCUUAUUCCAUUCCAGGUGUUUAUUUUUUAAAAAUGAAUGGAAACAAAAGUGCUUCUUAAAAUUAGUUUUUGUACUUUUGUGACCCCAAUAUUCAGUGUUGUUUUCUGUAUCAGACAAAAUUUAUCUUCAUAUAAGAAAUUACAUGUUCACACCACUGUUGUAAUAUCAGUGUGUCAUAUAGUGCAGAUUUUAUUGUGUUUAUUUGUUCAAAUGUUUAUUUUCCCUUAGAAUAUUUUAUUUACAAAAGCUGUGUAGUUGGUUUAUUGGCAUGAAAUGCAUUAUUUAUGUAGAGGAUAUGUAUACAUGAACUAUUUCUCUGUGUGUGAUACAAAGUUCAAGUGAUUAAAAAAGUGCUUGUUUAAUUUC
Magallana angulata is the source of this 2115-nucleotide messenger RNA. RefSeq names its product E3 ubiquitin-protein ligase rnf146-like. The transcript is spliced from 2 exons. The record is from RefSeq and is a predicted model, not a curated record. Gene Ontology annotation, cellular component: nucleus; cytoplasm. Gene Ontology annotation, biological process: Wnt signaling pathway; ubiquitin-dependent protein catabolic process. Lineage: Eukaryota; Metazoa; Mollusca; Bivalvia; Ostreida; Ostreidae. Gene Ontology annotation, molecular function: ubiquitin protein ligase activity; poly-ADP-D-ribose binding; zinc ion binding. The coding region runs from base 99 to 1088 and encodes 329 amino acids.